UUGAGAGGAAAAGGUGGGAAAUCCCUUUGCUAGACACUGGGUGCCAGGCUCAACUAAGAACCCAAGAAAGAGUGAGUCUCGUGUGGGUGACUGAGAUGCUAAGACCAGCGUGGCGACUGAGGGAGACCCCGCCAAGUGGGCGGCACGCUGCCUCUUCCGGUUUCUGAGGCAUUCGGGGCUUCUUGGCUCCGGCCGGUGUGCGUGCUGCCGCGGUUCCCAGACCCGGAAGGGGCGGCGGCGGCGGCGGCCGGGCAGUAGCUGAGAAGUAGCUCACCAUCCACGUGCUGCUCGGGCUUCUGUCUCGGCCCGCAGCUCCGCGCCCGGGCCAUGGCUACCGCCUGCAGCCCGCUCCCAGACCGGCCUCUUAGGACGUACUUCGGACGCCCCCCGGGCCAGACGAGGCGGCAAGCAGAGGCUACCAAAAGAAAGCACCAAGUGUCCAGUGAUGCUCCACCAACAAAACGGAGGAACGAAGAAAUAUCCUCUCUUUCAGCCAAGAAAACCAGUGAUAAAGAAACUCCAAGAACAUUUAAGGGGAGUGCACACAAAUUGUUUCCUCCAAAGAAGUACUUGGACAGUACAGGCAAUGGAAGGCAAGAGAAGCCAUGCAUCAAGACUUCAUCGCUGUUUAAAAACAAUCCUGAGAUCCCAGAACUCCACAGAGCUGUAGUAAAGCAGGCUCGAGAGCAAGUGUUCUCUCCAGAAGCUUUCCAGGAGCUGAACCUCCACCCACACCUAAUUUCUACAAUAAAUACAGUCUUAAAAAUGUCAAGUAUGACCAGUGUUCAGAAGCAGAGUAUCCCAGUGCUGCUGGAAGGCAGAGAUGCCCUUGUGCGGUCCCAGACGGGCUCAGGGAAAACUCUUGCCUAUUGCAUCCCUGUGGUCCAAUCUCUUCAAGCACUGACAUCAAAAAUACAGCGCAGUGAUGGCCCCUAUGCUUUGAUCCUAGUGCCCACCAGAGAGCUGGCUCUGCAAAGCUUCGACACUGUCCAGAAGCUGCUCAGGCCGUUCACCUGGAUUGUCCCUGGAGUGUUGAUGGGCGGAGAGAAGAGGAAAUCGGAAAAAGCUAGACUCCGCAAAGGCAUAAAUAUCCUUAUCUCAACUCCUGGGCGCCUGGUGGAUCAUAUAAAAUCCACAAAGAACAUUCACUUUAGCCGAAUACGGUGGCUGGUUGUGGAUGAAGCAGACAGGAUCUUGGAUUUGGGUUUUGAGAAGGACAUCACAGUGAUUCUGAAUGCUGUAAAUGCUGAGUGUCAGAAACGGCAGAAUGUCUUGUUGUCAGCGACACUCACAGAAGGGGUAACACGGCUAGCUGAUAUCAGUUUGCACAAUCCAGUCAGUAUCUCUGUCCUGGACAAAAUUUGGGACCAGCCCAACCCUAAGGAAGAUAUUAGUACCCAGCUGGACAGCUUUGCCAUACCAGAGAGUCUUGACCAGCAUGUGGUGUUGGUUCCCAGUAAGCUGCGCCUUGUCUGCCUUGCAGCCUUCAUCCUGCAGAAAUGCAAGUUUGAGAAGGAUCAGAAGAUGAUUGUCUUUUUCUCAAGUUGUGAGCUGGUGGAGUUCCACUACAACCUCUUCCUUCACACCCUGUCUUGCCGCUCAGGGGCCCCCACUUCAGAGCAGCUACCAUCUGCUUCCUGGCCACUAAAAUUCCUUCGGCUGCACGGCAACAUGGAGCAGGAGGAAAGAACUUCCGUAUUUCACGAGUUCUCACGUUCCAGAACAGGAAUCCUGCUCUGCACGGAUGUUGCAGCUCGAGGCUUAGAUCUUCCACAAGUCACCUGGAUUGUUCAGUACAGUGCUCCGUCUUCACCUGCAGAAUACAUUCACCGGAUUGGAAGAACUGCCCGGAUUGGCUGUCAUGGGAGCAGCUUGCUCAUUUUGGCUCCUUCGGAGGCAGAAUAUGUCAACUCGUUGGCUUCUCACAAAAUCAAUGUUUCUGAGAUUAAGAUGGAAGAUAUUUUGGCUGUCCUGAGAAAGGAUGAUUGUUUUAAAAGGAGACAGAGAGGGGCCCAGAAAUCCCAUGCCAGUGGCCCCCAGGAAAUCCGAGAACGAGCCACAGUACUGCAGACAAUAUUUGAAGAUUUCGUGCACUCCAGUGAGGGGAUGGUCUCCUGGGCAAAGAAAGCUCUGCAGUCUUUCAUCCGAGCCUAUGCGACCUACCCCAGGGAGCUGAAGCCCAUCUUCCAUGUUAGAUCCCUGCACCUUGGGCAUGUGGCUAAGAGCUUUGGGCUAAGAGAUGCUCCUAGAAACCUCAAUGUCUCCAUUGUGAAGAAGAAGGCAAGCUUGAAAAGGCCUGACCCUCGGAGGAAGAGCCAGAAAAAGCACCGCCUUGUGCUUGCUGAAGUCCUGCACUCAGAAUACUCGAGUGGACUGGAGGCCGGUGGCACAAAGGGUGGAAAGCAAGGCAAACAGCGGGGCUUUCAGGUGGCACCCCGCAAGCCUGGGCCGGGGAGAGAAUGAAGCCGCUCCUGCAUGCAGAAGACUCAUCACCAGCCAGCAAACUUCUUUUAGUUGUUUUUCAUCUCCCUACAGGACCAGGUCAGGGUAGAUUGACAGACCCUGUGGCUUUAGAUUGAUGUCCUGUUCUUAUCAGUGAUGCUUCCUGUACCUUUUCCUGAACACAGACCUUCCCCUGUUGGAGGAGGAGCCCUAAUGGAAACCAGCAGGCAGGGACCAGUACUAGAGAGUCACCUGCCUUUGCUCAGCCCUUUGUGAGACUGCACAGGGACAGCAAAGCAUCGUGUGUAUCAGCCUGGAAGAGUAUGGCUCCUGGCGAGCUUGUCAGAUGAAGCUGCCACAAGUGUACUGCAUGAGUGCUGUAAGAUGGAAUGUUAAAAACUGGAAUUGAACUUGUUCAAAAGGAUAAAGUAUUUGUUAAAUAGCUAUUUUCUUAGUGUCCACAUGCUCUGUCAAGAAGGGCCGAGAGAACUUUUUGCUUUGGAUCAAAAACCAAAUGUGUUGGCAGCGGCACCGCUUUCUUCUGUAAAUACGAUAUAGCCCCAUGUGCGUUGCUUCCUCUUUCAUGUCCGCAGAAGACUCGCUGUCUCUGGGCUAAUUGACUUACUGUUGCCUUUUUAUUAUUUGCCUUUGAAGUCAAAAGGCACCAGCACCCGAGCUUGCCUUUUCCCACCGGAGCCUGUCUUCUCUUCAGGGUCUGAGGUCUUUGUGUUGUGACCUAGACCCAGAACCCCCACAUGCCAUUGUGUUUCUGGAAGCUUUGAAAGGACCCCUGGAGUGUAUUGAUUUCCCAAUAAAUGUAAGAUUUGGACAUUACAGAGGACUCACGAGAGAAAGGGUUAAGGCACAUUGUGCUCUGUUCGGACACCAUUCUGGGGCUGCUUUCCUCAGGGUUUCUGUGCUCCCAGCCCUGCUAGACCCUCUGAAGCCUAGGGCAAGUGUUGUACACUUUGCCCCUCUCCUGAGACUGGCAGGGUGGAGGCUGUUGUGGGGAAGAUCAGUUAACACCCACACUGCAGCCUUGCCAAGACUGGCAGUCACAGACUCAGGGCCUGCUGGUGACAUUUGUAAGGUCCUCUGAAACUGCAGCAGGUGUGGAGCUGACUGGACAAAUCGGCCACCUUUCUUUGGGUUUAUAAUGGCUCACUUGCUUCGCUGGGAAAUGAGGGAUCAGACUAUGAAGAGUCAACCAGCUGUGUGAAAACAGGAUUAGUGCCUGUAAUCAGGGAUGGCUACGCAAAAACCUGUGACUGCCUCCCGGCAACAGGCUCCUUACUGAAGUUACAGUGACUCAUCCCAAAGUUGAAAUUUACACUUGCGGUUUUCUAACUAGCAAGGCUGUCUUGUCAGAGAUGGUGGUGGACAUGCUGCUUAGGUAACAGUACGCAGUCAUCAGGAAAUAGACUCGGCAGAUUCAGGGUUAAUGUUCUCUAAAUUUAAACAACCUUAAAAUGAAUCUCUUAUGGAUCUUUAUAGGAUGUACAUCCCAGGUACCAGUUGUACACAAUGUCAGCCUGAUUCCAGUGUACAUAGUCUGAUUUUGUGUGUAUUUUUAAUCAUACCUUUUUCUAAGGUCCCAGGCUUGGCAUUUUUCUCACAUCAGCCUGGUUACCAUAUUAAAGUCUCAGGAGAUUCA
Messenger RNA from Microtus ochrogaster (prairie vole), 4096 nucleotides. It is a transcript of the gene Ddx31, whose product is annotated as DEAD-box helicase 31. NCBI's taxonomy places the organism in Eukaryota, Metazoa, Chordata, Mammalia, Rodentia, Cricetidae. The record is from RefSeq and is a predicted model, not a curated record. Gene Ontology annotation, molecular function: RNA helicase activity; ATP binding; nucleic acid binding.